AUGACAAACCUGAGGCCCACUACCAUCAGGCCUAGUGUGCUCCACCCACUUGAUAGUUUCAGCGAAGCCCAGGCUCAUGCGUUAGCCGGUGAAGUCCAGCCCAAUUUCAGAAACUCCUACAUUCACUCUCGCCGGCGGGUUUGGGUGUCGGUGCCGCGAAUUUUUUUCAUUCGUUCUUUCUCUGGAGCUGCAAAGAUCAAUUCAUCAAUGGCGUCGGAAGCCUACGCAUCGAGAAACCCUGAUCAAGUCCACACCGACGUUCUCCUUCAAGCCAGACAAGCUUGCUACAAGGCUCGCGAUGCUUUCUACGAUUGUGUGAAGAAUCAAUCGGACAAGAAGCCGACGGAACUCGGCUGCGUCGGGCUGCUCUACCCGGCCGAGUGCAAGAAAGCGAGGCUUGCCUACGAGAACAGCUGCCGGCCUUCUUGGGUGAAGCAUUUCGAUAGGCUGUAUUGUAAGGAGAAGAGGGUGCAGAGGCUACUGGAUGACAAGGAAACCAGGGGAGGUUUGUUGUGUCCAAAUGCUGUGUUCUAUAACCUUGAUUAUACAUAGCCCAAUCCACAAAGAUGAGUUCUUCUGUUACAGAGUUUCCAUCUUUGACAUGGGUUCUAGGGUUGGGAAUUGGGAUUAGCUCGUUUUACUUCUGAUAUGUUGGACAAUAGAAAGAGAUGAUUGAAUUAGAUGCUAUUAGUUGAAAGAUAAAUGUAUGGAUUCCUUGGCUGGAUGGUUAAUGGUGCCUUCAUCAGCUCAAAUUUAUACCAUUUUCGCAGGGGUAUAGAGCUUGAGCUUUGGUUCAAGAUCGCUAUGGUCAGGUUGGUUUCGGUACUCAGGUUGAAUUCUGGGACAGCAUGUUCCAAGUAAAAGAGUUUGCUGCUUGCUUACUUUGUGAGAUCAGAUUCUAUUAACCGUGUCUCUCACUGAGCUUUGCUCAAACCUAGAACAGUUUGUGGUGUAUGCAGUGGAACUAAAACUGAACCAUGUACCUCUAUAUGUGUGACUGUUAUUCUUAAUGAUUACGGCCUAUGUUCCCUAAAAGAGGGCUUCGUGACCCUUGUCGAAUCUAUGCAUUUGUUGUCAUCAUACAGUGGAACAGAAAGCAUAACAUGUACUGUUUGUUUCUUAAUUUAUCCUAUACGGUUCGCACUUGUGCCUGAUCUGAUUACUUCUCAGUGUUUCACACAAUAGUUCUUAACAAACAGGAAUGAACUUAGAAGCUACAACUGCAGUUUGGACUUCAAAGUAGAACCUGACCUUGAACUUAUGAGUAGUACUGAAGCUUGUCUACAGGUAUAUAUAUAGUCACACAAAGCCUUGGUUAGUGCUGUUUCAGUUCUGCAGGAUUCAAAGAAAGCUGCAACCUUCCUUCCAUGUAAGUUCUCAACUUCCAGAUGGAUGUUAGGAAGUCUAAUAAGAGUGAAUUUGUCAACUUCCCCUUUCAGAUAGGCUUUAUUAUAAUAUGGGAUUUGAUAAUGCC
Molecule: messenger RNA, 1474 nt
Organism: Linum tenue
Lineage: Eukaryota; Viridiplantae; Streptophyta; Magnoliopsida; Malpighiales; Linaceae
Source: the annotation of a GenBank genome assembly